AUGAUUGCUCCCGAGCAUGACACUGUGCUGCGAUCGUCGUCUCCGCCCAUGCCAUCACCUGCUCUUGAGCCUUUACCUUCGUUACGAAAGCGCAACUCGCAAUACCUCGAUGUUCAAUACGACUUGACAGCAAAUAUCCCACAGCCAAGACUGAAAUCAGAGACAGGGGCACCGCCGUCGCCAACCAGUCAACCGUUCAAGCGACCAAAGUGGAUGGGCUCUGAUCCUCUCCUGCGAAACACCACGAAACUCGCAGCAAGCCUUACUCGUCAUUGUAGUACAGAUUCAACCAACAAUAUCGCACAUGAAUCUUGCGAGCACGAGAAGGAUCUCUUUACUCCAAUGGCUGGUGCUUCAGUUGGGUUGAAGAGAGAUGAUCCUCGAAUUCUUCGAGAGAUACUCGAUGCUCUCAAUUAUUUUGAUACAUUUCGCAAUUCGGCCCAAUCCCAAUCACAUUCGUCUUCGCCUUCGCCGUCAUCGUCAUCGUCGUCGUCGUCGUCGUCGUCGUCGAAAUUCAAAUGGCCACAUCGAUGA
Dissoconium aciculare CBS 342.82 is the source of this 534-nucleotide messenger RNA. RefSeq lists its product as uncharacterized. The transcript has a single exon. The record is from RefSeq and is a predicted model, not a curated record. Lineage: Eukaryota; Fungi; Ascomycota; Dothideomycetes; Mycosphaerellales; Dissoconiaceae. Bases 1 to 534 code for a protein of 177 amino acids.